Messenger RNA from Morus notabilis, 1673 nucleotides. RefSeq lists its product as uncharacterized. The coding region runs from base 204 to 1673 and encodes 489 amino acids. The record is from RefSeq and is a predicted model, not a curated record. Gene Ontology annotation, molecular function: triacylglycerol lipase activity. Gene Ontology annotation, biological process: lipid metabolic process. The transcript is spliced from 5 exons. NCBI's taxonomy places the organism in Eukaryota, Viridiplantae, Streptophyta, Magnoliopsida, Rosales, Moraceae.
GUGAAGCCUAACUUUCAGUUCUUGGAUGUGUUAGUACCAACUAAAACGCAUCAAACCUUUUCAGUCUUCACAUAUAAAAUUCUUUUCAGCCAGAUCCACCAAACCUGCUUAAUUAUUCUUCUGAUCUUCUCUCUCUCUCUCAUACAUAUAUUUAAACCCUUAACACACAACUUUCUUUCGUUGUACUCUUACAAUAAACAGCCAUGGCCUGUGACAAGGGCUUCUCGAGCAGUUAUAUGCUGUUGAAGCCAGAGGAAGUGAGAUUCUUCGAUCUCCUUCGCCUCUUGUUCUCCACCAAAGUAGAGGAUAGGAAGUUUGUCGACUACUGCCCGGAUGCGGCGGCGGCGGCGGAAGACGUCAACUUCCGGCGAAGAUGGAUCAUAUUCGUCUCCAUAUUGGCUCAGAAGUUUCUUCUCUUUACGUCCAAGCCAUUGUUGUGGUUUGGUUCAGGGUUUGAGAGUUGGCUCAAUCUCGUUUCCUGCAAUCGCAACGUGGGUCGCCUCUUGCUUAAUUUCUUUCAAGGGAAAGUGGUAAAGCCAGAUAAAACGUCAGAAACUUUCUUGUCAUUCAUAGGAAACUUGGACAAGCGAGUGGAGCUAGAUAGCAGCAUCAAAUAUGGGGACCCCAGGUAUCACGGGGCACUCUCUAUGAUGGCCUCUAAAGCAUCCUAUGAAAACAAAGCUUACAUUGAAACCAUAGUAAGGGAUCACUGGAAGAUGGAGUGCUUGGGAACACAUGACUUCUGGAACGACUAUCAAGAAAAGGCCUCAACACAAGCCUUCAUACUUCGUGACAAGGCAGACGACCAUGAAAUAAUCGUUGUGGCGUUUAGAGGAACUGAACCUUUUGAUGCAGGGGAUUGGUGUUCUGACUUUGACAUCUCUUGGUAUGAGCUUUCAGGAGUUGGGAAAAUCCAUGGCGGGUUCAUGAAAGCUCUAGGUAUGCAAAAAAAUAUGGGUUGGCCAAAAGAAAUUGAAAAGCAAAACGACAACGACAUGAAUAAUACAGAACGACAACCAGUUCUAGCUUACUAUGCUAUUAGGGAAACUCUCAAGGACCUCUUGAGUAAAAAUGAGAAAGCCAAAUACAUAUUGACAGGUCACAGUCUAGGUGGGGCCCUCGCAAUUCUAUUUCCAGCGAUGUUGGUGUUGCAUGAUGAAUCGUUUUUAUUGGAGAGAUUGGAGGGGGUUUACACUUUUGGACAACCUAGGGUUGGGAAUGAGAAAUUUGGGCAGUUCAUGGAGAAACAAUUAAGGGAAAACGACAUUAAAUAUUUUAGAUUUGUCUAUGGUAACGACAUGGUGCCUAGGUUACCCUAUGAUGAUAAGGAUCUUAUGUUCAAGCACUUUGGUACGUGCGUUUACUUCAACAGGCACUACGAAGGAAAGAUUGUUGAAGAAGAACCAAACAAGAACUAUUUUUCACCGCUAGGGGCAAUACCCAUGAUGGUAAAUGCAUUUUGGGAGCUGAUUAGAAGCUUCACAAUUCCCCGCAAGAAAGGACCAGAAUACAAAGAAGGGUCCUUCCUCAGAUUGUUUAGAAUAAUUGGUUUGGUACUGCCGGGCAUACCAGCUCAUAGUCCUCAAGAUUAUGUCAACGCUACACGUUUGGGAUCCUCGGAUGUGUUCCUUACCCCCCAAGACCCUAAUAAUUCACCGGAAAAUAUUGUAUAG